Scleropages formosus (Asian bonytongue) is the source of this 3165-nucleotide messenger RNA. It is a transcript of the gene mvp, whose product is annotated as major vault protein. The record is from RefSeq and is a predicted model, not a curated record. Lineage: Eukaryota; Metazoa; Chordata; Actinopteri; Osteoglossiformes; Osteoglossidae. Bases 267 to 2930 code for a protein of 887 amino acids. Gene Ontology annotation, cellular component: nucleus; cytoplasm. The transcript has 17 exons.
CUACGGUGAGCCGAUCCCGGAUCGGUGUCGUUUCGCUGCAGUAUCGGUUUCCUAAGGAAACUGAAUGUGCGGAGAACUGAUCCGGAUCUAGAGCUGUGGCGCCGAUGGAGUGGCAGUGGGAGCGGGAGUGGGAGUGGGGACCGAGGAGGAGGCGUUUCUCAGCGGAAAGUCUUUUCCUCACGAACCAGCUGCUCCUCUUUUCCUCAGGCGGAAGUUAGAGACGGACAGCGGCGGCAGCGCGCGCUACAACUCGAGCCCAGGCAGCCAUGUCAGCGCAGAACCACGGAGGUCGACGGAUGCCCGGAGGGGGUGCCGUUGUGGAGGAGUCCAUCAUUCGCAUCCCCCCGCAUCACUACAUUCACGUCCUGGACCAGAACACCAAUAUCACCAGAGUGGAGCUCGGUCCUCGCACCUACAUCCGUCAGGACAACGAGAGAGUGCUGUUUGCCCCUGUGCGCAUGAUCAUGGUGCCGCCACGUCACUACUGCGUGGUGCUGAACCCCGUGUGCCGUGACGACGAGGGCCGGGUACAGUUUGACCAGCUGGGCCAGUACAAGCUGCGGCACGCUGACCUGGAGAUCCGGCUCACACAGGACCCUUUCCCCCUGUACCCGGGGGAGGAGAUCCAGCAGGACGUGGCGACCCUGCAGAUCGUGUACCCCAACACGGCCCUGCGGCUCCAGGCUCUGCUGGACUUUGAGGAGGAGGGGGGGGAGAAGAGACUGGCCGGGGACGAGUGGCUCUUUGAAGGCCCAGGGACUUACAUCCCCAGGAAGGAGGUGGUGGUGCUGGAGACAGUGAAAGCCACGGUGAUCCAGGAGAACCAGGCCAUUCGCCUGCGUGCCCGCAAGGAGGGGCUGGACAGGAGUGCAGUUCGCAGGGUCACCGGGGAAGAAUGGCUGGUGAGCAAGGUGGGCGCCUACCUGCCCGGGGUCUACGAGGAGGUCGUCGACAUAGUCAACGCCUUCAUUCUCACCGACAAGAAAGCCCUGCACGUGCGUGCCCUGUGUCCCUUCCGUGAUGCGGGCAGCCGAGACCGGCGCACGGGUGAGGAGUGGCUCGUGACUUUGGCUGAUCGCGAAGCUCACAUUCCCUCAGUGGCUGAGGAGGUGGUGGGCGUCGUGGACGUGACCACACUGAGCAGCCGCCAGUACUGCGUGAUCCUGGACCCGGUCGGCCCCGACGGCAAGCCUCAGCUGGGCCAGAGGAGGGUGGUGAAGGGCGAGAAGUCCUUCUUCCUGCAACCUGGAGAGCAUCUGGAGCAGGGCAUCCAGGAUGUGUACGUCCUCUCUGAGGAGGAGGGGCUGGUGCUCCGAGCUGUGGAGGCUUUCAUCGACACCGAUGUGCAUGACCCUAAGGAUGACUGUGACGAUGACACUGAGGAAGACACUGAGGGACUGCAGAGGAGGUACAGCAGAAAAAGGGGAGGGGUGCUCCGUCACCCAGGCGACCGCUGGAUGCUGCGUGGACCGGUUGAAUACGUGCCCCCAGUUACGGUGGAGGUGUUGGUGCGACGAAAUGCCAUCCCGCUUGAUGAAAAUGAAGGAAUCUACGUGAGAGACAUGAGGACAGGGAAGGUACGCGCUGUCAUUGGCCACACCUACAUGCUGACGCAAGACGAGGAACUGUGGGAAAAGGAGCUACCCCCCAAUGUGGAAAAGCUCCUGGCGUCCAUGCGAGACCCCCUGGCUGACCGCUCGCAAAGGGACAGGGACAGGGACGAGCAGGAGAGGAGGGAGAGGGACAAGACGCAGGUGGUGACCUACAGGGUCCCCCACAACGCUGCAGUGCAGGUGUACGACUACCGAGAGAAGAAGGCCAGGGUGCUCUUUGGCCCUGAGCUCGUCAUGCUGGGUCCGGACGAGCAGUUCACCAUCCUCUCGCUGUCCGGGGACAAGCCAAAACGCGCCAACAUCAUCAAGACCAUUUGCCUGCUGCUGGGGCCCGACUUCUGCACCGACAUCAUCACCAUCGAGACGGCUGAUCACGCCCGCCUACAGCUGCAGCUCUCUUACAACUGGCACUUUGACAUGAAGUCCCGCUCGGACCCGAUCCAGGCGGCCGCGCUCUUCUCUGUGCCGGACUUUGUGGGCGACGCCUGCAAGGCCAUCGCCUCCAGGAUCCGCGGUGCCGUGGCAUCCGUGCAGUUUGACGACUUCCACAAGAACUCAAACCGGAUAAUCUGCUCGGCCGUGUUCGGGUUCGACGAGAAGCUGGCUGUGCGGUCCAACCUGCGCUUCGACCAGAACGGCCUGGUCAUCAGUAGUGUGGACAUCCAGUCCGUGGAGCCCGUGGACCAGAGGACACGUGACGCGCUGCAGAAGAGCGUGCAGCUGGCCAUCGAGAUCACCACCAACUCGCAGGAGGCAGCUGCUCGCCACGAGGCUGAGCGGCUGGAACAGGAGGCCAAGGGCCGCCUGGAGAGACAGAGGAUCAUGGACCAGGCUGAGGCAGAGAAAGCCCGCAAAGAGCUGCUGGAGCUGGAGGCCCUCAGCGCUGCUGUGGAGAGCACCGGAGCAGCCAAGGCGGAGGCACAGUCCCGGGCCGAGGCAGCCCGCAUCCAGGGCGAGGCGGCUGUAAACGAGGCUAAGCUGAAAGCCGAGGCUCUGCGGAUAGACGCGGAAGCAGAACUCACACGUUUGGCCAAGGCACGGGAGCAGGAGGUCGGCUACAAGCAGGAGAUGAACCGGCUCGAGGUGGAGAAACAGCAGAAGUUGGCGCAGAUCGAGGUGCAACGCUUCAAGGAGAUGGUGGCGAGCCUGGGGGCCGAGACCCUGAAGGAGAUGGCGAGGGCGGGGCCCGAGCUGCAGGUGAAGCUCCUGCAGUCCCUGGGUCUCAAGUGCACCCUGAUCACGGAUGGGACAUCUCCCAUCAACCUUUUCAACACAGCCAACGGGCUGCUGGGUAACCUGCAGGGCAAAGCAGACUGAGCGGGCAGUAUAAUGUGUGAAUGAUGUUCAGACUCCCUGCUGAAAGAAUGUGUUGGGGGGGAGAUCAAAGGAAAACAAAUGCAAACCAUGCCUUUAAGUGAUUGUUUACCAUUGUGCACUCCUAAAAACCGUACAUGACAUUGCAGCGCAGCAGUCGGAAUAGGGAGACAGCGGGGAGGAGGGGAGCACAGUCCAUGUGUGUUCUGCUGUGUCUAAUUAAAUGACCUUGGUCGGA